AUGUCGAGGUUCCUACCGAGCCGGCGGGUCCAAAUCGAGUCUGCUCGCUACGACGAUGACAAUGGCCGCGCCCCUGAAACCCUGGAUAACGACGGCACUGAUGGAAGUGGUAGCACGAAGCUGCGGCCUUCUGAUAGCAACGUGACGGAAGAUCAAGAGCCGUUUAUGGGAGUCAAAAUCCGGAGAAAAGCCUCUCGCCUUCGAGAUUAUUUGGGUGAUUAUAUCGAUGUGCCAUCCAGACCCUACCUCAUGAGAAUUCUAGAAAAACAAGGUGAUAAAAAAGUUUUCUUUGCGGAUAAAGUUUUAAAAUUCACUAGCUCAGGGAAGAUGAAACGCCGGAUACUUCUAAUAACUGAUUUUGCCAUCUACAUUGUGGACCCAGACACCAAUGCUCUCAAAAGAAGGAUUGCACUGGCAGCUGUUGAGAAGCUUUGUUUGAGUGAACUAAGUGACAAUUUCUUUGCCAUUAUUAUUCCCACAGAAUAUGAUAUACUCAUGGCUAGUACCCGAAAGACUGAAAUUGUAACUGUCUUAGUAGAUGCUACCAAAAGCGCAUCAGACUAUGAACUUGAGGUAUCUCUGUCUAACAGGUUCGAGUAUCAUGCAGGUGCUGAUGUAGUGAAGGAAAUUCAAUUUGAGGAAGUUGAAGGUGGUGUCAAAACAAGAAUCAUACGGAAAUGA
Fraxinus pennsylvanica is the source of this 681-nucleotide messenger RNA. NCBI's taxonomy places the organism in Eukaryota, Viridiplantae, Streptophyta, Magnoliopsida, Lamiales, Oleaceae. The record is from the annotation of a GenBank genome assembly.